AUGACAGUAUCAGAUGAUGAAGAUGGUGUUAUUCUAAAAAGAAGAAAGCUUUAUAAUGUGGUAAAAGAUGAGAGUGAUGAUGAAGAGAAUCAUAUAACUGGUCUUAAGUCUAGCAUAGUCAAGGCAGAAGAAGGAGAUGAAGAAACCAAGGAUGCUAAAUUAGUGAAUACAGAUAAUGACUCGCCUAUCAGCGAUGAUCUUGAAGAAAAUGUAAGCGAUGAUCUUGAAGAAGACUAUAAAUGGUGGGAAGAACAAGAUAAAGAUGACACAAUUAAGUGGACCACUUUGGAACACAAUGGUGUCCUAUUUCCACCUCCAUAUGAGGCUCUACCAUCCCAUGUUAAACUUUAUUAUGAAGGCAACCCGGUGGAUUUACCUCUGGAAGCGGAAGAAGUUGCUGGUUUUUUUGCACACUUAUUAGAAACUCCUCAUGCUCAAAAUCCGGUGUUUCAAAAGAACUUUUUUGAGGAUUUUAAACAUGUUCUCAAUGAUGCUGGCGGUACUCAAAAUGGAAUUGAAAUAGAAAGCUUUGAUAGAAUGGACUUUUCUGCCAUGCAUGAUUAUUUUGUUCAGCUAAAGGAAGAAAAAAAGAGUAUGACUGCGAUGCAAAAGAAGGAAAUAAGACUCGAGAGGGAGAAAUUUGAAGAGAAAUAUAAGUUUUGUGAACUGGAUGGUAGACGAGAACAAGUUGGAAAUUUUAAAGUUGAACCACCUGAUUUAUUUAGAGGAAGAGGUGCUCAUCCAAAAACUGGGAAGCUAAAAAGAAGAAUAAGACCUGAAGACAUAGUGCUAAACCUUGGAGAGGGAGCACCCAUUCCUCCCCCUCCUUCCGGUCAUCAAUGGGGUGAGAUACGACAUGAUAAUACUGUACAGUGGCUGGCAAUGUGGAGGGAGAACAUAUUUGGCUCUUUCAAAUACGUUCGCUUAGCCGCCAAUUCCUCAUUGAAGGGCCAAAGUGAUUUCAAGAAGUUUGAGAAAGCUAGGGAAUUGAAAAAGCACAUAGACAGGAUUCGUAAAGAGUACCGAAACAAUUUCAAGAGCAAACUUAUGGUGGAGCGACAAAAGGCUGUCGCAGUGUAUCUAAUUGACGUCUUUGCUUUAAGAGCUGGUGGUGAAAAAUCAGAAGAAGAAGCUGAUACAGUAGGAUGUUGCUCCUUAAGAUAUGAGCAUAUAACCUUGAAACCUCCCAAUACAGUCAUUUUCGAUUUCUUGGGUAAGGAUUCAAUCAGAUUCUAUCAAGAGGUACAGGUGGACCCUAAAGUCUUCAAAAAUUUGGCUUUAUUUAAAAAGCCCCCUAAACAACCCGGCCAUCAAUUGUUUGACAGAUUAGAUCCUUCACUUUUAAACAAAUUUCUACAGAAUUACAUGACAGGUUUAACUGCUAAAGUUUUUCGUACUUACAAUGCUUCUAAGACCAUGCAAGAGCAACUGGAUCUUAUUCCAAAUGAAGGGAGUGUGGCUGAAAAAUUACUAAAAUAUAACGCAGCAAAUAGAACGGUUGCAAUUCUAUGUAACCAUCAAAGGACGGUUACUGCAGGCCAUGCUAAAUCCGUUGCUAAAUCCUCUGAUAGAAUAGAAGAAUUCAAAUGGCAAAAGGAGAGAUUAAAAAAAGGUAUUCUACAAAUAGAACCAGAUAGAAUUAAGGAUACUCCAAAUUAUUUUGAGGAUAUUAACAGUAUCGAUAAAGAAAUAGAGGCUAAAAUUCAUGAGAGAAUUAUAGAAAGAGAAAUACAAAAAUAUCAUAACAAGUUCAAAAGAGAAAACGAUAAACGGAAAUUCGAAGGUGAAGAACCGUUGCCUGAGGAGACGCUGAAGGAGUGGCUUGAUAACGUUAAACAAUUAAAACAACAAUAUGCUGAAGAAUUAGCCACAGGUAUUGUUCAGUUAAAAGCUUCCAUGAAUAGUGUAGAAAAAUUAGAAAAAGCGAUUGAACGGUUAGAUCAGAGAAUCUCCACAAGCCAAGUGCAACUCCAGGAUAGAGAAGCCAACUCUGAGGUGUCUCUAGGCACAUCUAAAAUUAACUAUAUUGAUCCCAGAUUAUCAGUGGUGUUUUGUAAGAAAUAUGGCGUACCUAUAGAAAAAAUCUUCACGAAAUCUCUAAGGGAGAAAUUCAAAUGGGCAAUUGAAUCAGUGGAUGAAACCUGGAGAUUCUAA
Molecule: messenger RNA, 2154 nt
Organism: Nakaseomyces glabratus
Lineage: Eukaryota; Fungi; Ascomycota; Saccharomycetes; Saccharomycetales; Saccharomycetaceae
Gene: TOP1
Product: DNA topoisomerase 1
Biological process (GO): DNA topological change; chromosome segregation; DNA replication
Cellular component (GO): nucleolus; chromosome
Molecular function (GO): DNA topoisomerase type I (single strand cut, ATP-independent) activity; DNA binding
Source: RefSeq, a predicted model, not a curated record